This is a messenger RNA of Penicillium robsamsonii, 666 nucleotides long. Its product is annotated as Major facilitator superfamily domain general substrate transporter. The record is from RefSeq and is a predicted model, not a curated record. Gene Ontology annotation, molecular function: spermine transmembrane transporter activity; spermidine transmembrane transporter activity. Gene Ontology annotation, biological process: transmembrane transport; spermidine transport; spermine transport. The transcript has 2 exons. Bases 1 to 666 code for a protein of 221 amino acids. Lineage: Eukaryota; Fungi; Ascomycota; Eurotiomycetes; Eurotiales; Aspergillaceae.
AUGCUGCUAACCGAACCCAUCGUUGGCUUCAUUUGCCUCUACAUUGCUUGUGAAUUUGCGACACUCUUCUCGUUCUUCGCAGCCUUCCCAUUGAUCUUCCAGGGUAUCUAUCAUUUUAACAUCGAGGAGUCCGGCCUAGUCUUCUUGACCAUUGUGGUGGGAUGUCUGCUAGGAACGGUGACCGUCAUAUUAUGCAACAUCCUCUUCUACCUCCCCAAAGCUGCAAAGCAUCCAGACGGACAAGUACCACCUGAAUAUCGCCUCUAUCCAGCACUGAUAGGCAGUAUUGGACUACCGAUCGGUCUAUUCUGGUUUGCAUGGACUUCCAGAGCUGAUAUUUCCUGGGCAAGCCCCGUCGUUGCAAUCAUUGUUUUUGCAUGGGGAAAUCUAUGUGUCUUCGUCAGCACAACGCAAUAUCUCGUUGAUACUUAUCAUGGUCUCACUGUCGCAAGUGCCAUGAGCGCCAAUGGUUUGGCACGUUAUGGACUUGGGGCUGUGUUCCCUCUGUUUACCGUCCAAAUGUACACCAAGCUCGGUGCAGGGUGGGCAUCUAGCUUGCUAGGGUUUAUUGCGGUGGCACUUUUGCCCGUUCCGUGGGUCUUGUUCAAGAUUGGGAAGAGAUUGAGAGCUUUGAGUAAACAUGAAACCGCGGAGAAUAAAUACUAA